Messenger RNA from Penicillium paradoxum, 1032 nucleotides. RefSeq lists its product as uncharacterized. Lineage: Eukaryota; Fungi; Ascomycota; Eurotiomycetes; Eurotiales; Aspergillaceae. Bases 1 to 1032 code for a protein of 343 amino acids. The record is from RefSeq and is a predicted model, not a curated record. The transcript has 11 exons. Gene Ontology annotation, molecular function: methyltransferase activity.
AUGGCGGAAAAGAUUGCCGUUGAUGCCAACUUCUACACUCUGACCCAUGACUGGGAUCCCGAGGACUUUCAGUCGGAAACGACAUCCAUCGUUUCAAAGAUUGCAAGGGGACGCAUAGAAAAUGGGAGAAGAUACCAGAACUUGAAAGAAGAUGACUACUGGAGCCCUUCUGAUGAAAAGCAAUUCGAGGCUUUCGAAAUUGGCCACCUUAUGUUUUUGAUGUUGGACUACCACCAAGAGAACCCUCUCCAUCAUGCUCCUAUCUCCAAAGAUCCCAAGAACAUCUUGGACAUUGGGACUGGCAAAGGAACAUGGGCUGUCGGAUCAUUAUCCAUCCGCAACUGUCCGGGGUGUCGACCUCUUCCCCCUCCCGUAACUUGGAUGCCGCCCAACUGCGUGUUCGAAGUAGACGACGUCCUCCGUGAGUGGACUUGGAGAGAACCAUUUGACUUCAUCCAUCUUCGUCUAAUGCUGGGAGCAUUCACACCCGAGGGAUGGAAUCAAGUGUACAAGCAGUGCUACGACUCCCUUACCCCAGGCGGCUGGAUCGAACAGAUGGAAUUAGACGUCCGGGUAUACAGCGACGACAACACCCUGAAAAAAGACAGCAAUCUAGCCGCGUGGGGAGAUAACUUCAUUGCUUGCUCCGAGCGCGCCGGUCGAUCCCUGCUCACCCAGGAAACAAUGCGAGGCGCAAUUGAGAAGGCUGGCUUUGUCGACGUGCACGAAAAGCUAUACAAGGUACCCCUGGGACCCUGGCCCAAAGACAACGUUCUCAAAGAGGCUGGACAACUCCAAUUCUUCCAUUGGACGGCUGCUUUGGAGGGCUGGGCUAUGUGGCUACUCACCAAGUUUGGAGCCCCGACCCCUUGGACGAACGAUGAAGUCCAGAUUUAUUUGACCAAGGUUCGGGCCGAGUUGAAAAACCCGCGCACACACGCUUAUGAAUAUGCUCGCCGAGUCUGGGCGAGGAAGCCUACUGAGGAGGAAGCGAGGGCUAGCGUGACAGUCAAGUCCGAAUUUUCGCAGUAA